UGUUUUUUUAAAAUCAGUCAGUGUUACAAGAAAUACAACUGCACUUUUAUUUUCUCUUUGUACAAUGGAUUUGGAGCAUUUUAAUCGACAAUGUCUGGGAAUAUAGAUGCUGAUAUUUUAGACCGAGAAGAUGAGGGGGAGCCCUUGCAAGUGGAGAUUAAUCAAAACAAAACGAAAGCUGAAUCAGAAGUACAUUUAGACUGUGUUGAAAAUUUGACAAUAAAAGCAAGUGUCGACAAAGAGGCGGGAACAAUUAAUAAAAAUGAAAAAGUUUCAUUUCUAUCCCUUGAUUUCAACAGUUUAAAAUCGUGUUGUGUGUUACUUUGCAGGCGGAAGUGCCCAGGGUGUGUUAAAUAUUGUCAGUACAUCAAGUUGACAAUUUCACUAUCUGUCAACGUUGUGCUUGUUGCGUUGAUCGUUUUUGUUGUAUUUAGAAAUGAAAUCGAUGAUUCCUCGAAUAAUUCAUCACACAUUUCGUUGUCCCAAGCAAAUAAGUUUGGACAGGGAUGCAGAAUUCGAAAAGACAGUGUUUGCGUUAGCUGCCAAACUGAACAAAAAAGAUACAGAUUGUCAGGGUAUCACCUGUCGGGUUCAAGUCAGAUCUGUUGUAAAGAAAACUCGGAAUCCCUGAAGAUCCUUGCGGGUCUGUUAAUCUCGGAAAAAAGAAGAAAGAAAACAGAAGAUUACGUUUUCUUAUACUUUCCAUCAUUUCCUAGAAAUGGUGAUUCUAGUCAUUUGAGAGAUGAGAGUUUGAAGACUGAAAUCAAAAGUGAACAAAUACAAAUGUUUCCUGGAAACAAAGUAAUCGUUAAAAAGAGUGGGGCAUACGUCAUCUUCUUGGCAGUGACAAAAACUUCAAUACGUCAUGGCAAUGUAAACAUCAGUAUCCAUAGAUACGGUGUGGAAGAACAAGUUAUUUUGUCAGCAUCCAUUGAAAGCAAAAACGGCCAGUUGACGUAUGAUACCAAACAAAUAUCUGACGUGUUUUAUCUGCAGAGCGGUGAUUCUAUUACAAUUAAGAUGAGGGGACAACAAACUUUGUACACGUUCAAGCAAUCAAAUUAUUUUGGCAUGUAUAGAAUUGAUUCUGUUGUGAAUUCGAUAUUCCAAACUGAAUCAUGAGAGAAUUCAACUAUUACAUGUAUAAAGCGUUCGGCUUUUAGUAGACUUUUUGCCAUUUAAUCUGUAUAGUUACAAUUGUCAGUUAAUAUAUAUAUACAAUAUAUACAACCGGGUUAUAUUGUUACCCCAAUUUAUACCGGUAUUUUAUGUGUUUAUUUGUCUGCCAACGCAUGCUAAUUUUUGAGAAUCAAUUGAAAGUAAGAUGUGACCUCGAUCAAACAAAAACGAUUAUUUUGUACCAGAAGCCUGGCAUUAUUAUCUUCUCUGUUUUAUUUUUAUACUAUCAGGGAAAGACAGACCACUCAUGAUCAUUUAUAAAGGUCACGUGAUUUAUACGGUACAAAUCGGACCUAACUGACACCCAUGCAGUCCCAAAAAGCAGUUUCGUUGACCGCUGAAACCUCUGUAACUGUUUUCUUAAAAUUUGGGACCACUCUGGACUGCUAAGCAGCUCCAGAACAGACCAAAAAGCAACCCAAGGCACUACUUUCUAUAGCAUAGGGUUGCUACUAUUUAUAUGCUACAUUUUAUCUUAGUAGAUGUGCUUACUUUAUUGUGUUAGGUGGCGGUAAGUGCUCUUGUAGGGAACUCCAGUUUUAUAAACCUUUUAUGUUAAAUUCAUGGGAGCUUUUUUUCAUAUUUUUUCUUUGUUUGUAGAUGAUAUAGAUGGUUUCAUCUUCACACUGUCAACGUUGCAAUAUCGAUGAUCUCAAAAACAAAUACUAAGACUAGUAUAAGAAAUGGCUUAUUUCAGAAGAAUCAAAAAUGACAUUCAGGGCAAUUAAUUUCGUAUGUGUGUAUUUUCGUUUAUUUCAUGUAGAACUAUUGAUGAAUGUUUAUCUUUGUUUUAGUAAAACCACUACGUUGUAAAUGAUAGUAAAUAUACGAUACAUAAAAGAGUGAAAGAUCAUUUUGACUUAGAGCCCCAAAAUUUUGUUUCUACAUUAGAAGUAAGGUGCGUUAUUUUAUAUUUUAACUAACCUUUAAUAAAUAGAGUGUUAGCUAAAUUUAACAUUUGAUAUACAGUUUUAGCAUUGUGUUAGGUCAUUUUGUAAAUAAGAUUUAACUUUGGACAAGUAAACCCUGGUAUUUUUCCCUCAAGACUUUAAAAUGUUUAUCAGUUUGUUCUGUUACGGUAAAAUUAGUAUCGAUCAAUCAUUCCUUUUAGGUCCUGUUUAAACUUUUUCAGUUUUAAGAUUUCACAAUAUACAUGAAUGUAUAGUCCCAUACAUAGUAAAUAUAGCAUCAAGA
Saccostrea echinata is the source of this 2373-nucleotide messenger RNA. RefSeq lists its product as uncharacterized. Gene Ontology annotation, cellular component: membrane. Gene Ontology annotation, molecular function: tumor necrosis factor receptor binding. Lineage: Eukaryota; Metazoa; Mollusca; Bivalvia; Ostreida; Ostreidae. The record is from RefSeq and is a predicted model, not a curated record. Gene Ontology annotation, biological process: immune response. Bases 91 to 1122 code for a protein of 343 amino acids. The transcript is spliced from 3 exons.